Molecule: messenger RNA, 648 nt
Organism: Talaromyces proteolyticus
Lineage: Eukaryota; Fungi; Ascomycota; Eurotiomycetes; Eurotiales; Trichocomaceae
Exons: 3
Coding region: 1-648 (215 amino acids)
Source: RefSeq, a predicted model, not a curated record
AUGCAUUUCGUCCUCUUCCUCCUGGUGACUUCUGCCGUCGCUGCUAGAACAACCACUGUCGAACCCACUACCGCACCGGCUGCCUGUACGGCAUUCCCCUCGUCAGUUAGGGAAUUCUCGUCCCAGUUCCAGCAGCCGGAGCCUCCCUUAGUAAAGAAUCAAUUCAAGACCAGCUUCAUUCAGCACAAAUGGAACCAGAAUCUCUCCCACAUUAUUGCGGGCUACCUGUACAAUUCUCCCUCGCAGAAACUCGUCCGUGGGGAUGAGGCAUUUGAUGGUGGUCUCGCAACAUCGAUCUUCAAUUACACCAAUGUGACCGAUACGGGCAUGGUCGACAACACCAUGACAACGUUCAGCAACGCUUCCGCCGCGCCGGAGGUGUGGAGAGGAUAUGUCGACUCCAAUUAUCCAUUGUUUGGGGAAGACUUCUUGAUUCAGAACGAGGCAGUCUUCGGUGGCCUUGUUCGCAGAGAUUUCAUUGAUGGAUAUGUCGCUUCCUGGGACUUGAUGUAUCAAGGCACCGUUCCCGUCACGGUGUAUGUAGAUUCGUGCAAUGUCAUUGUCGGAUACGAUUAUUUCGCUCCAGGACUGCGAACCAGGGUGAUUACGAUGUUCUUCGACAUCUACAUUGGGCCUGUCACGAUCUAG